UUGACAGCUGACAUUUGACAUUAAUAAUUUGGAAAUAUUAUGCCGAUGUAUUAACUAUUAAGUUUUAGUGUAACUUUUGUGUCGUUAAAUAUUGUGAAGCUAAAAUAAAGAAGCGUAAACUAUAAUUGGUAUUAAAAUGGCUUACCCGAAUCAAGGCGAUUAUUCUUGGCAACCUCAAAAUAAUACGCCAAACUAUUCUUUUAACACAACUAAUACAUUUGGAGACUCCCAAACUUUAGAUUUCCAGAACUUCACUGCGGACCAACAGAGUUAUUCUUUUGAACAAGGCCAAAACAUACCUCCCAAUAAUAAUCAAUAUUACAACCCUAACAUAUUUACACCAGCACCAAUACCCGGAGAGACACCAUCAGGAGAAACAUCGGAAUUUGAUGAGCCACCACUGCUUGACGAGUUAGAAAUUUAUCCAGACAGAAUAUUAGAAAAGACAUUAGCGGUACUUAAUCCGUUUCAUGGCCAAUCUAAAGCAGAUGAUGCUAAUUUUUUACUAAGAGAUACUGAUAUAGCAGGCCCUAUUGCAUUUUGUUUAGCUUUAGCAGUCUGUCUCUUUCUUUCGGGAAAUAAGGCUCAUUUUGGAUAUGUAUAUGGCCUAUCAGUAAUGUCAGUUAUCUUGAUGUAUUUUUUACUUUCUUUAAUGAGUCGAACAGAAGGUGUUUUUACUUUAUUGAGUGUUGCUAGUGUACUGGGUUAUUGCAUGCUACCUAUGGUGGUAUUAGCAAGUCUAGGAAUAUUUAUUUCUCUAGAAGGUUCUAUAGGUCUGUCACUUUCAGCUAUAGCAGUCAUUUGGUCUGCUUUAUCUGCAAGUCGUCUAUUUGUAACAAUGUCUGGUGAUUCCGAACAGAGACCACUGAUUGCAUAUCCAUGUGCUUUAGUCAAUGGAGUAUUUGCUCUUCUUGUUCUAUUCUAAUUGUUUUGUAUAAGUCUAAUAAUAUACAGAAGAACGAUUUAAUUAUGAAUACUCUACAUUAAAAUUUUCCUAUACUAUGUUCAUUUGAGACUAUGUAAUAACUAUUAUAAAUUAAAUUAAUAUAAAAUAAA
Messenger RNA from Melitaea cinxia (Glanville fritillary), 1056 nucleotides. RefSeq names its product protein YIPF5 (gene Yip1d1). The coding region runs from base 137 to 925 and encodes 262 amino acids. The record is from RefSeq and is a predicted model, not a curated record. Gene Ontology annotation, biological process: vesicle fusion with Golgi apparatus; endoplasmic reticulum to Golgi vesicle-mediated transport. Lineage: Eukaryota; Metazoa; Arthropoda; Insecta; Lepidoptera; Nymphalidae. Gene Ontology annotation, cellular component: trans-Golgi network; membrane. The transcript is spliced from 2 exons.